Messenger RNA from Marmota flaviventris (yellow-bellied marmot), 3774 nucleotides. RefSeq names its product microtubule associated protein RP/EB family member 2 (gene Mapre2). Gene Ontology annotation, molecular function: microtubule binding. The record is from RefSeq and is a predicted model, not a curated record. NCBI's taxonomy places the organism in Eukaryota, Metazoa, Chordata, Mammalia, Rodentia, Sciuridae.
GAGAAGCGGGCGAGCAGGCGGCAGGCACGAUCCCUGUGCUGAGCAGGCGAGCGAGCGGGAAGACGCAGCCACCUUCCUCACUAGCCAGCCCACAGCGGUUUGUUCCCUUUCUUGGGAGUGCGCCAAUGCCUGGGCCGACCCAAACCCUGUCCCCAAAUGGCGAGAACAACAACGACAUCAUCCAGGAUAACGGGACCAUCAUUCCUUUCCGGAAGCACACUGUGCGCGGGGAGCGUUCCUACAGUUGGGGAAUGGCAGUCAAUGUGUAUUCUACCUCGAUAACCCAAGAGACUAUGAGCAGACAUGACAUCAUUGCAUGGGUUAAUGACAUAGUAUCUUUAAACUACACAAAAGUGGAGCAGCUUUGUUCAGGAGCAGCCUAUUGCCAGUUCAUGGAUAUGCUUUUUCCAGGCUGCAUUAGUUUGAAGAAAGUAAAAUUUCAAGCGAAGUUGGAGCAUGAGUAUAUUCACAAUUUUAAACUUCUGCAAGCAUCAUUUAAGCGAAUGAAUGUCGAUAAGGUAAUCCCAGUGGAGAAGCUAGUGAAAGGACGUUUCCAGGACAACCUGGAUUUUAUUCAGUGGUUUAAGAAAUUCUACGAUGCUAACUACGAUGGGAAGGAGUACGAUCCUGUGGAGGCACGACAAGGGCAAGAUGCAAUUCCUCCCCCUGACCCUGGUGAACAGAUCUUCAACCUGCCCAAGAAGUCUCACCAUGCGAACUCCCCCACUGCAGGUGCAGCUAAAUCAAGUCCAGCAUCUAAACCGGGAUCCACACCUUCUCGCCCCUCCUCUGCCAAAAGGGCUUCCUCCAGUGGCUCAGCAUCCAAAUCUGAUAAAGAUUUAGAAACACAGGUCAUACAGCUUAAUGAGCAGGUACAUUCAUUAAAACUUGCCCUUGAAGGUGUGGAAAAGGAAAGAGAUUUCUACUUUGGGAAGUUGAGAGAGAUUGAGCUACUCUGCCAAGAGCAUGGGCAGGAAAAUGAUGACCUCGUGCAGCGACUAAUGGAAGUACUCUAUGCUUCAGAAGAACACGAGGGCCACACAGAAGAGCCGGAAGCCGAGGAGCAAGCCCAUGACCAGCAGCCCCAGCAGCAGGAAGAGUACUGACCCGUCUCAGCAGCUCUUGACACUUCCAUUGUGCGUGGGAACUUUUCUUCUGGAGAAUUGGAACACGUGCAGCCUCAAGCUCAACAGAAACCAGUUGUUCCCAGUCUGCCGUUACCAUCAAUGCACUGUUGCGUAUGCCAGCCACUGCGCUUGGUUCCCAUUUCCUUUGCCAAGAUGCAUUAGCUGACGGUCAUUCUGGCCGCCUACCUGAGAGAUCAUAGGGUCACAUACCUUCAACUUCACCAUUUGGCUGCUUGAGAUUGGUUCUGCUCUUUUCCUCGUUUCUUUCCAGAACAACUUUCCCUACCCCAAAACCACUUCCACCACCACCACCCCUUUUUAUCCUGGUGUGAAACAAUGGUAAUUUGAUAUAUGGUAUUUAUAUUGGCAUUUCUCAACCCAGUGUCACUAGAUGUCACACGCAUUUGUGGUGCUUUGAUGUUUGCAAGUCUAACUUCUGAACAUAAAUUUGGUCAAAGAAUUGGAACAAAGGGAAACAGAUACUUGAUAUGAAAGCCAUAAUGACAGUGACUUGUGUCAUGAGGGGAAACAUAGGGUCAGUUUCUCCCUCUUGUCACAACACUAAAGGGAAAAAAAAUGGAUUCAAAACUAGGACUUCAGGGCCCAGCAGUGUUCAUAGAGCAGCAUGUUAGACAACCAUACAGUAUGUUGUUAGUUUUGAAAGACAUUUACUCAAGGAAAACACCAUCUCAACUUUGCCCUCUCUCCGCGUGCCCCUCCCCUCCCAUCCUCCUCCCCUGGUUCCCAUGUUAUUUUCUUUCUCAGGGUCCUCUUUGGUGGGCAGCCACUCUCCCAAGAUGUUGUCAUCAGUAAUCUGCAGUCCACAGGGGGUCUUAGUAGGUGCAGGUCCUCCUGGCUGGUCCCUCUUCCUCCUCGUGUGGCUUUCAACCCAAAUCCUGUCAUCCACACUAAGGGAUCCCUACUAAAGGAUAACUUCAAGUGUGCAGCCCAAGCUCCAGGGUUCUGCAUCAUAUUGCACACUGGCUGGAAGGCUGGAAGUGAAGACCUAAUUAAUAGGAGCAUAAUUCCAAGGGAGAAUCCUGAUUCUGCAGUCUGGUGUUAACACUGGAAUAACAGCACAGAAAAACCUAUGACUCUCAAUAUCUUCUGGAAUAAGGAAUUUCCCCUCUUUAACACAAGGGCCCUCCUUGUCAUUGACAUUUGCUAAACCAUGGCAAUUCAUAAACAGAGAAACAUUAAUGAAUUAAAAGCAUUCCUUAUUUUUUUAACUAAUAUUUGCACAUUUUCUUAGUCUCUUUCCAAAUCUUUGCCUCCCUCCUCCCCCCCACACACCUUUUGACAGAUGGUAUCCCUUCCUGGAUCAUUCAGUUUCACUUAAUUUCUAAAUUUAGGUUGACUUUCACUUGUUAUUUGACUUAGCAGGUGCAACAACAACAAAAUGUGCCCACCCCACUUUCCGCUUAACUGAAAAGCUUAAAAUAAAUUUCUGAAUUGUGUAUCAUCAAGCUUUGAAAUUUCUUUAUUAAGUGAUGAAAUACCAAUUCUAAAUUCUGGCAUUGAAGCUUGGCACCAAAAGAAGUCUUUCCAAAAUAAAUCUUUUGCAGCAAAGUGGUAUUUAUUGAGUUCUAUGUGGAAAAGAUGGCUUGUAUUUUUGAGAUUAUUACAACACACUGUGCAGAAUUGGACAGAUGUUUUGUGGUGUUUGGUUUCCCUUUCUUCUCUCUCCUGCUCACUCUGCACACAGCGGCAGCUCAUUUCUCUGAGGCUGGAAAGCCUGGCUCCUGGCAGUGACAUCCUCCCUCACCUGGUUACAGGUAGUGGCUGUGCUAUACACAGUGUCUUGCUUAACAGUGUGUUGCCCUCCUGAACCCAUUGUACUCGCUGAUGUUUUACAAAUAGCUCUUGUAAAGAGGCACAAUAAAUAACUCCUUGCAGAUACUUCGGUGGUUCCUAGGCCGCCAUUCAUCUUCCCCAACAUCUCAGUAGUACCCAGUGCCAGGUGGUUCCUGUCACGUAGAUGUACAUGAAUGUGUACCAGAGUGUCAGGAUCCAGUCUUCUCCAGAACCACUUGUUAGUGUGGAAAUUAUACUUUCCACAAACCUCCCUGAUGACUCUUGCUGGAACCACUCUUGUUCUCUCCAGCUCCCCAACUUUCUCGGCUAGAGACAUGCUAGCCUGUAAAGAAUACCAUAAUCCAUUCUUCCUGAUGAUUUGGGGCAGAUUAUUCAUUCAUUUAGAAAGAGCCAUAGAUUCUCUGUCCCCAUCUUAAACAUCUUCUGCUGUGCUUUGCCCGGAUGAUGUCCCAGAUGCUUUGGGGAAUCUUUAACAGCUGUGUUUUGGAGUCGGUCUUGGGCCGCAACCCCUGCCUCUGUAUGACCACCACUUGUUUCCCACAGAUAGUGGGACCCCAUCGCUGUUUCAUCCUGUCGUUCAGGACAUGGGUUCCUCCGUGCCCCACCCCCAGUAGCAUGUCAUCAUUGCUAGGCAGAGAGGUAUUCCUUGCUGUGUGCCCUGCUGCUGCUUCUCAGGAAGAUGGAUUUCUUUCCUCGUCCUCCCCUCUCACCCACUGUUGGCUGGUUAUAGCACUUCCCAUUGCUGCUGUCAGAUUGGAAGUGAUUGAAGCAGGGGGCAAAGAGAAAGCUCAUGCUCAUUCUAAGCAGAAAAGCAGGAAAAAAAAAAAAAAAA